Rhagoletis zephyria (snowberry fruit fly) is the source of this 1995-nucleotide messenger RNA. RefSeq lists its product as uncharacterized. Lineage: Eukaryota; Metazoa; Arthropoda; Insecta; Diptera; Tephritidae. Gene Ontology annotation, molecular function: nucleic acid binding; zinc ion binding. The record is from RefSeq and is a predicted model, not a curated record.
UCUCGAUUCAGUGCUCUCUUGAAAUUUUUUUGGGUUAUUAAUUUAAAGUUUGGAUAAGGGAACCCAACAUCCGACUGAGCCACAGCCCAGCUAUAGACCGGAUAAACCGGGUUCGUUACAAUUGGCGCCCAACGUGGGGCCCUUAUAAAUAAAGGAAGCAGUAAGGGCCAAGGAGGAGAACUCACAGAUAACAAAAGUGAAGUGAAGUGAUUUGGAAAACUACCAAGCAAAAGUGCAAAGACACCUUUAAAGUGAUAGAGACACAGGGUAAAGCCCAGAAAUUAAGAACUGUGAAAGUAAUCAAACAUUCCUUACAAAUAAGAGGGUAACUUGAAACAAAGGAACAUAAACAAAAUAAUAAUAAUAAUAAAAUAAAAUAAAAAUGGUGAAAACAAAGUGGGUGUACUACUUAAAUAAAAAGGAGCUUGUGACCUAUAUGACGGAGUUCGGCCCUGACAAUUCGGGGACCGUCGAGGAGCUGCGUAAACGCCUCUCUACAUUUGUACAAGAGGAAGGGGAGACUGAGAACCAUCGCGAUCGGGUCACUGAUUUAGCGCUUAAGCAUAAGCGAGGUCUACAAGCGCGGGGAAUGCACCAACACCGAAGAGACCCGAAGUGCUACUACUACCGCCUACACAACAACCCAUCAACGACGGCAGCACAAGAGGAACGCCGAACGUGCCAAUGUAUCCAGUAUACGUCGACUCACAACGAUCAGCCCCAACUAUUAUGGACCGCGUACGCAAAUGGGGCGUCAAAUACGAUGGCGGCAAGGACCCGCUGGGUUUCAUCGAACGCGUCGAAGAAUUAGCCGACGGGUACGAGAUAGAAAGAGACGCACUUCCACGAGCAUUACCCGAGUUAUUUAAGGAUAGAGCCCUCGUCUGGUUACGAAACAAUCACGGCCACUGGAGAGACUGGGAGACGUGUAAGCGAGAUUUCCUGAAGUUCUUGAACUCUCGGUAUUUCGAAAGACUCGAUGAAGAGAUACGGCAGCUUGUUCAACGGCCCAGAGAGGCAUUUAAAGACUAUGUACUAGCGCUACAAGGGCUAAUGCGUCAUUCCGACUAUACGGAGGCACAAAAGCUUCGACGCAUCUAUAAGAACUGCCGAAGCGAAUACCAGCUGUAUAUUAAGCAAACUGAAUUCAACACUCUUGGAGAUUUGGUAAGUCUGGCCGAAGACUACGAGAAUAUUGUAGCAGAGAAGGAGUCGCAACGAGCAUUGCCCCGCGCAAUAACCCCGAGACGAAAUGAGGAGCGCAACUACACUAUCCGAGAGGAGCAGCGAAGAGAGAGGCAUACGAUGCCAGCCAGACGGCACGAUGGAACCGAUUUUGCGCCACCUACGGGACACCAACGUAAAAGCGAAGGAUCUAGCCGAGUAAACCCACGAACGGCGUGCAGACGAUGCGGCGAAGACGGACAUUUCGCCUACGAAUGUCGCAACGAUAUCCAGCAAUUCUGUUGGACGUNUAUUGUAGCAGAGAAGGAGUCGCAACGGGCAUUGCCUCGCGCAAUAACCCCGAGACGAAGCGAAGAGCGCAACUACACAAUCCGAGAUGAGCAGAGAAGAGAGAGGUAUACGAUGCCAGCGAGACGGCAGGAUGGAGGCGAUUAUGCGCCACCUACGGGACAACAACGUAAAAGCGAAGAAUCUAGCCGAGUAAACCCACGAACGGCGUGCAGACGAUGCGGCGAAGACGGACAUUUCGCCUACGAAUGUCGCAACGAUAUCCAGCAAUUCUGUUGGACGUGUGGUCGGCGGAACAUUCGAACUUCAGACUGUUGCCGUGGGAAACAGGGAAACGGCCAAGGACCCCAUUCGCGACGNAAUGCGGCGAAGACGGACAUUUCGCCUACGAAUGUCGGAACAAUAUCCAGCAAUUCUGUUGGACAUGUGGUCGGCGGAACAUUCGAACAUCAGACUGUUGCCGCGGACAACAGGGAAACGGCCAUGGACCUCAUUUGCGACGAAGAGUGGGGUCUCCAAUAA